AAACAAACAAACAAGGAAACCCUUACAAGUCAUUCAUGGAGCUGUCACUGCAAAAGGUUUGUUCGCUCUGCUGGGACCGACCAAGAGGAACAAAAUUUCUCCUAUGCCCGCCACCACCACCUUUGUUUCCCGCCCCCGCCCCCUUCCGUGCCUUCCUUCUUCUCCUCCUCCGCUUUGCUCUGCUUCUUCCUCGGGCUGCAGAGUAAGGAGGCCGGGCUGGAGAGGAAGUCAAGUGUGUCAUAGCAGGGGAGGAGGGUUUCCACGACUGCUAGUUUUACAGAGGAAAACUCAACCCAAGCACCACAGCACACACACAGCCAGAGAGCGGAAGAACAGAAAGGCAUUCCUCGGGGGAGCAGAGCUCUCAGAGCCGGGAAGCCUCGCUUGGCCGGUACCUCAGUGGCUGGAGAUUCAAGGUCAACAUGGCCAUGCCAGAAAAGUCAAGUUGUGUCAAACCAUCUGAGGAUUGCAGCAAGUUUCCUGAGAUUAUUGAACUCAAUGUAGGUGGCCAGGUAUACAUAACUCGCUACCCUACUCUGAUCAACAUUCCUGGUUCCCGGCUCUGGGAAAUGUUCAGUGUAAAGAACCCUUGCUCUCUGAUCCAGGACAACAAAGGGAGAUUCUUCAUAGAUCGAGAUGGUUUUCUCUUUCGUUAUGUCCUAGACUACAUGAGAGAUCUGCAGGUAGUGCUUCCUGACCACUUUCCAGAGUGUGGCCGGCUCCAUAGGGAAGCAGAAUACUUUAAGUUGCCAGAACUGGCCAAGAUGUUGGCCCUUAAAAUGAACAAGCUCAGCUCAGUUGGCAAUGACUCAUGUCAAAUUGAUCUGGAAGAGCUUUCCCCCAGCAUUGACACCACUUUUAAUUUCUCUUCAACUAAUAGCAUUAAUAUCAGUGGCCCUGAUAAUUCCAUGGUUCUGACAGCUGCCACUGGUUCUGAGCUCAAGAAGGCUGGCUUCAUCACUAUUGGCUAUCGAGGCUCCUAUACUCUGGGCAGGGACAGCCAAACAGACGCCAAAUUCCGCCGUGUGGCCAGAAUCAUGGUGUGUGGUAAGAUCUCAUUAGCCAAAGAAGUGUUCGGCGAUACUCUGAAUGAGAGCAGAGACCCAGACCGCCCUCCUGAGCGAUACACUUCUCGAUACUACCUCAAAUUCACUUUUCUGGAACAAGCCUUCGACAAACUAGCUGAUGCUGGCUUCCACAUGGUAGCAUGCAACUCCACUGGCACCUGCACUGUCACACACGACCAAACAGAUGACAGGAUCUGGACCUCUUACACUGAAUAUGUUUUUUAUCGUGAGUGACACUUAAAAAUCAUCCAGGAAAUACAAACGCCCAAACAGUCUCCCUCCUCUGUUCCCAUACCAACUGUAUCCUUUAGAAACAGGCACACUAGUCCCUCUAGGCUCCUGAGUGUUCUGUAUAAUCUUGGACAAUGCCACUUCUGUCAUCACAGCCACUUGAACCUUUGCUGGUUUUCUUCUUAUUCGUCAUUCCAGUCUGUCUGCAUACCAACCUUCUCUGGCUGUGGAGGGGAUGCCAUACAAUGAAAGGUGUGCAUCAGGAUAGAUAGGAGAAGUGUAUUUCUGGAGUGAAUGCAAUUAAAUAUAACCACAGAGCUAAAAGCGUUGAGAAAUAUUAAGCCAUGGCUUCCAAGCUGUUUCUUAAUAACACACAUUGAACUUGAUUAUGUACCUUGCUACUUGUAAAACUCUGUAUUGCUGAGCGACAGAUUACAGUAGGAAGUGUGCAUGUGCUUUGCAGACAUUUUACCAUGCUGAGUAGAACUUGACAACAGUCCUCUAGGAGGUUCAUAGAAAGGUCGACCAAAAUUACUAAGGACUAAGUUCCAAAAUUACUGAGGACUUUUGAUAGAAACUAGGCAAACAAUUGUAUGACUAUUAUUUCUAAGAAUAAAAGGCUUAGCACUUAAUUUGCUUUCAUGUAAAGAAAAUAGUAAGGAGGCGUAUCAUAGCUAUUACCUCUGUCAUAAACAGCGGUACCAUUAAAAAAAACUGUCUUAAAAUAGCUUUCAUUAGAAUUGAAGGCAAGCAUAUGCAGGGAAGGGAAGGAUGGGCAAAGGGUUGCUUUGUGUAAGUAUAUGCAUAUAUUAGUUAGUUGGCUUUUCACUAGUCAAAUAAUUGGCUGUGCCUAUCAACUGUUCACUUGUUUAUGUUUUUUGACAGGGUGUGAGUGUGUGGUUCGUUUUUCUGGAGGUUGGGAUGGGAGAAGGGGAGAAGAAAGAAGGAAACCAAGGAAAGAACUAAAAAAAAAAAAGAAAACCCUGGAAUUAAUCUUCUGACUCCCUGCUGGUGACUUUUUAACCAAACAGGUAGAAAG
Messenger RNA from Peromyscus leucopus (white-footed mouse), 2337 nucleotides. Its product is annotated as BTB/POZ domain-containing protein KCTD12-like. The record is from RefSeq and is a predicted model, not a curated record. The transcript has 2 exons. The coding region runs from base 423 to 1301 and encodes 292 amino acids. NCBI's taxonomy places the organism in Eukaryota, Metazoa, Chordata, Mammalia, Rodentia, Cricetidae. Gene Ontology annotation, biological process: regulation of G protein-coupled receptor signaling pathway; protein homooligomerization. Gene Ontology annotation, molecular function: protein binding.